Molecule: messenger RNA, 1864 nt
Organism: Stereum hirsutum FP-91666 SS1
Lineage: Eukaryota; Fungi; Basidiomycota; Agaricomycetes; Russulales; Stereaceae
Product: malate synthase
Exons: 6
Coding region: 57-1679 (540 amino acids)
Biological process (GO): glyoxylate cycle
Cellular component (GO): peroxisomal matrix; cytoplasm
Molecular function (GO): malate synthase activity
Source: RefSeq, a predicted model, not a curated record
CUUAUCCAUAUCUCUAACGCUACGAACAUCCCCACACUCCCACAACUACGAUAGUCAUGGUACAAGGCGUAUCCAUCAACACCCAGGUCUCCCCCCAGGCUCAGGAGCAUAUCCUUACCGAGGAGGCACUCAAAUUCCUUGCUGCUCUUCAUAGAACCUUCGAGUCCACUCGCCAGAGCCUCCUUGUCGCUCGCGAGUCUACCCAACAACGUCUUGACUCAGGUCUUCCACUAGACUUCCCUGCUGAGACCGCACAUAUCCGCGCUGAGCCAUCAUGGCAAUGUGCUCCUCCGGCACCCGGACUCGAGGACAGGAGAGUCGAGAUUACGGGCCCGACAGAUAGGAAGAUGGUUGUGAAUGCGCUCAACAGUGGCGCGAAGACGUUCAUGGCUGAUUUUGAAGAUGCUUCUUCGCCAACGUUCAAGGCCAUGAUCGAGGGUCAGGUCAACCUCUACGAUGCCAUCCGCCGCCAGAUCGAUUUCGAAAUCGGUGGCAAGUCGUACAAACUCUCACCCAACCCCGCUGUCCUCAUCGUCAGGCCUCGAGGCUGGCAUCUCGACGAACCCCGCGUCACCGUCGACAACACUCCCAUAUCCGGCUCCCUCUUUGACUUCGGCCUCUAUUUCUUCCACAACGCCGUCGAACUCGUCAAGCGUGGCUCCGGUCCUUACUUCUACCUUCCCAAGAUGGAGCACUACAAGGAGGCACGGCUGUGGAACGACGUCUUUGGCUUCUCGCAAUCGUAUAUCGGCAUGUCGCACGGGACUAUACGUGGGACCGUGUUGAUUGAGACGCUGCCUGCGGCGUUCCAGAUGGAGGAGAUCUUGUUCGAGUUGAGGCAACAUUCGUCUGGUUUGAACUGUGGACGAUGGGACUAUAUCUUCAGCUUCAUCAAGCGCCGUCGUGCUGACAGGAGCGCCGUCCUCCCCGACCGAAAAGACGUCACGAUGGAAAGCGGCUUCAUGGACUCCUACGUCCGUCUCCUCAUCCAGACCUGCCAUAAGCGCAAAGUCGCGGCCAUGGGCGGAAUGUCCGCUCAGAUCCCCAUCAAGGGCGACGAGAAAGCCAACGAGAUCGCUAUGGCCAAAGUCCGUGCCGACAAGUAUCGCGAAGUCUCGAACGGACAUGACGGGACUUGGAUCGCUCACCCGCUCAUCAACAAGAUCGCGAUGGAGAUCUUCAACGAGCACAUGAUUGGUCCUAACCAGUACCACAUCCGUCGCGAAGACGUCCGCGUCACCGCCGCCGACCUUCUUAACACCAAAGUCCCAGGAAAGAUCACCGCCGAAGGCGUCCGCGGCAACGUCGCCACCUCCCUCGCCUACUCCGGCGCCUGGCUCGGCGGCAACGGCUGCAUCCCCCUCAACUGGCUCAUGGAAGACGCCGCGACCGCCGAAAUCACGCGUGUCCAGCUCUGGCAAUGGGUGCACCACGGGUCGAGGCUGGAUACGGGCGAGCCGAUUACGGCGGAGUAUGUCGAUAAGCUGGUGGACGAGGCGGAUGAGGAGGUGAAGAAGGCGGUGCCGGGGAUUAAGGAGGAGCAUUUGAGGAUCGUGAAGGAGUAUUUGAAGACGCAGGUGAGGAAGGCUUGGCCGAGUGAGUUUUUGACGAGCGAUUUGAUGCCGUAUUUGGCGGCGGCGGAUGGGGUGCCGGUGAAGUGGCAGAAGAGCUCGUUGUAGAUUUCUGUGUGCGGUUCCUUGGGUUGUGGCCUGAGCUUUUCGAAGGAAUGUACGAUGUUACCACCUCUCAGUUUCGUGUCCUAUUAGUUUUGCGGUCGCGAAGUCAUGCGCUUUUGUAUUAUAGUAUCUGACAGCUCUGUAAUGUUUAACGACUUUCAAUGAUACGAGCCACUAUUCCCCAGACC